Saccharomyces kudriavzevii IFO 1802 is the source of this 1434-nucleotide messenger RNA. It is a transcript of the gene LAT1, whose product is annotated as dihydrolipoyllysine-residue acetyltransferase. Gene Ontology annotation, molecular function: dihydrolipoyllysine-residue acetyltransferase activity. Gene Ontology annotation, cellular component: pyruvate dehydrogenase complex. The record is from RefSeq and is a predicted model, not a curated record. Lineage: Eukaryota; Fungi; Ascomycota; Saccharomycetes; Saccharomycetales; Saccharomycetaceae. The coding region runs from base 1 to 1434 and encodes 477 amino acids. Gene Ontology annotation, biological process: pyruvate decarboxylation to acetyl-CoA. The transcript has a single exon.
AUGUCUGCAUUUGUCAGGGUGCUUCCAAGAAUAUCCAGAAGCUCGGUGCUCACUAGAUCAUUGAGACUGCAAUUGAGAUGCUACGCAUCGUACCCAGAGCACACCAUCAUUGGUAUGCCCGCACUGUCCCCCACGAUGACCCAAGGUAAUCUGGCCGUUUGGUCCAAGAAGGAAGGUGACCAAUUGGCCCCCGGUGAAGUGAUUGCCGAAAUUGAAACUGACAAGGCCCAGAUGGAUUUCGAAUUCCAAGAAGACGGUUACUUGGCCAAGAUCCUGGUCCCUGAGGGUACGAAGGACAUUCCCGUUAAUAAACCCAUUGCUGUGUACGUAGAGGAUAAGAAUGAUGUGCCAGCUUUCAAGGAUUUCAAGCUGGAAGACUCGGGUUCCGAUACAAAGGCCAACACGAAGGCUCAGCCAGCUGAGCCACAGGCAGAAAAGAAACAGGAGGCACCAUCCGAAGGGUCCAAGACUUCCAUCCCCGAGGCUAAGAAAACCAGUGACACUGCUCCUCAAGGCAGAAUUUUUGCCUCCCCACUGGCAAAAACUAUCGCCUUGGAAAAUAAUAUCUCCUUGAAAGAUGUCCAAGGCACGGGACCUCGCGGUAGAAUCAUCAAGGCUGAUAUUGACUCAUACCUAGAAAAUUCGUCCAAGCAACCUUCCGUGACCAGUGGCGGACCUGCUGUUGCCUCAGGGGCUGGUGCCAGUUCUACUCCAUCACCUUCUUCUACAGCAUCAUACGAAGAUGUCCCAAUCUCGACCAUGAGAAGCAUCAUUGGAGAACGUUUGCUGCAAUCCACUCAGGGCAUUCCAUCAUAUAUCGUUUCCUCCAAGAUAUCUGUCUCCAAGCUUUUGAAGUUGAGACAAUCCUUGAAUGCUACGGCAAACGACAAGUACAAACUAUCCAUCAACGACCUACUAGUCAAAGCCAUUACUGUUGCAGCUAAGAGAGUUCCGGACGCUAAUGCCUACUGGUUGCCUAAUGAAAACGUCAUUCGUAAGUUCAAGAAUGUUGAUGUUUCUGUCGCGGUCGCUACACCAACUGGUUUGCUGACCCCGAUCGUUAAAAACUGUGAGGCUAAGGGUUUGUUGCAGAUCUCCCAUGAAAUCAAGGAAUUGGUCAAGCGUGCCAGAAUAAACAAACUGGCUCCAGAGGAGUUCCAGGGUGGCACCAUCUGCAUCUCCAAUAUGGGCAUGAAUAAUGCAGUAAACAUGUUCACUUCCAUCAUCAACCCACCGCAGUCUACGAUCCUGGCAAUUGCCACCGUUGAAAGAGUCGCCGUGGAAGACGCUGCCGCAGAAAACGGAUUCUCCUUCGAUAACCAGGUCGCUAUAACAGGGACCUUUGAUCAUAGAACCAUCGACGGCGCCAAAGGUGCCGAGUUCAUGAAAGAAUUGAAAACUGUCAUCGAAAAUCCUUUGGAAAUGCUAUUAUAA